AUGAUCAGCAGUGGUGACACGUUCCUCAAGCAGACGUCCCAAAAGGGCUACGCUGUCCUCGCUCCGGACGGCCACAUGGCUCCCUCACGUCGUAUAACUCCCUUCCUCCUCUACCUCGUCUUCGUCGUCACUCUCGGCCCGUUGCAGUUCGGCUUCCAUCUGGGAGAGCUCAACGCACCUCAGGCUGUCAUUACCUGCAAAGUUGACAAGUUGCCGACCUAUGGCGUUUACGGCCUAUCUCGAUGCAUACCUAUGACGUCUGGACAAUGGGGUCUGGUCCAGUCCAUUUUCACCAUUGGCGGGCUGUUUGGAGCUUGCUUUAGCGGUUUCAUUGCAACAAAGUUUGGCCGUUUGUUCGCUAUAAAAUGGCUUACCUUCUUUCUUGGCAUGGGACCAAUAGCAGAAGCGCUCGCAAACAAGAUGUGGGUACUCACCAUGGGUCGUGCGUUGUCGGGACUUGGGGCUGGUGCGGCUACAGUUGUCUGUCCGAUUUACAUCUCAGAGAUCGCCCCUCCAGACAAGCGUGGUCUCUUUGGAGCCUUCACCCAGGUUCAGAUCAAUUCCGGUAUUCUGCUUGCACAAUUCCUCGGAUAUUUCUUGUCAAAAAACACCAAAUGGCGUUGGAUUCUUGCAACUGCCGGCUUCAUUGCCGCAGUGGCCUUCAUUGGCCUGAUGUUGGCACCCGAAAGUCCAAAGUGGCUUGCGGCCAACCAUCGACCUCGCAUGGCAAGAGGAACCCUUCAACGAAUCAGAGGAAAGAACGCUGAAAUACGGGAAGAAAUGGAGGAAUGGGAAGUCUCUGGAGAGGGUGAAGAAGAAUGCCUUCUCGGGCCACCUCGUGGUCCGGAAAGUCAAGAGAAAGCAGGGAAAUCGGUCAUUGAUGUCGUUCGAGUCUACGCAUAUCGUCGAGCAGUGGUUGCCGUGACGGGCACCAUGAUUGCUCAACAACUUUGCGGGAUCAAUGCUGUGGUGAUGUACAGUGUUGCAAUUCUUGGACCGAUCAUGCCGACCCGUGCAGCUUUGGUCACAGUCGUCGUGUCGGCAAUCAACGUUCUCGUCGGCUUGUUGUCCUCUCCCCUGCCAGACAAGAUUGGUCGCAAGGCAUGUCUCCUGCUGUCCAUCUCAGGCAUGGGCGCUGCUUCAAUCAUGCUAGCCAUUGGGCUAGAGAAAGACAUUCAAUAUCUCACCAUUGUUGGCAUUGGCCUCAUUGUAUGCAGCUUCGGCAUUGGCCUCGGUCCAGUUCCCUUCCUCCUGGCUAGUGAGCUGGUAGGGCCUGAAGCUGUGGGUGCAGUGUCGAGCGUGGCACUUGCAGGCAACUGGCUCUCAACCUUUAUGGUCGCGCAGUUCUUUCCCAUAUUGAAUGCGGCCAUGCCCGAAGGACGAGUGUGGUGGGUGUUUGUGGGGAUAUCCGGUUUCUUUGCCGUUUUCGUUGCAAUCUUCGUUCCCGAAAGCAAGGGAAAGGCGUGUCCAGAUAAGGUCUGGGGUGGAAAACAUCCCUAA
This is a messenger RNA of Exophiala spinifera, 1500 nucleotides long. RefSeq lists its product as uncharacterized. The record is from RefSeq and is a predicted model, not a curated record. Gene Ontology annotation, cellular component: membrane. Lineage: Eukaryota; Fungi; Ascomycota; Eurotiomycetes; Chaetothyriales; Herpotrichiellaceae. Gene Ontology annotation, biological process: monosaccharide transmembrane transport. Gene Ontology annotation, molecular function: hexose transmembrane transporter activity. The coding region runs from base 1 to 1500 and encodes 499 amino acids. The transcript is spliced from 2 exons.